AUGGACGAUUACCUCCACACUCCGGCCGGGCCUGAACACGGGUCUCCAACUUUCAAAAUGGCACCUACCUCGCCCUCCUCAACAUGCUCCAGCGCCGACAACACCACACUAGCAGAUAUCAGAGCUGAACUUAAACGCAUGUCGAUGGUCACCAAAGAUGACCUAAACCACCUAUACUCCACGCUGCACGAAGCAAUCAAAACGGAGGUAGCAGGCCUGAAGGUGGAUGUUAAAGCACAGGAGGCCCGCAUCCUAAACCUGGAACAGAAAGUGCAGACGACUGAAGAUCACUCCGCGGCCACAGAUACUGCCCUUAAAUGCCAAGGAGCCUCAUCCUGGCUAUGA
Pelobates cultripes (western spadefoot toad) is the source of this 345-nucleotide messenger RNA. NCBI's taxonomy places the organism in Eukaryota, Metazoa, Chordata, Amphibia, Anura, Pelobatidae. The record is from the annotation of a GenBank genome assembly.